AUGUCAUUGAAAGGAAUAGUUGGACAGAAGUUACUUAACGAAGUUAUUCGUCCACUCCGGAAAAGCGAUAAAAAUGGAGGAUGGAAUGUGUUAGUUGUGGAUCGUUUGGCAAUGCGUAUGCUAAGCGCCUGUUGUAAAAUGCAUAAUAUAAUGGAUGAAGGAAUUACAAUUGUAGAAGAUAUCAAUAAACGACGUGAACCACUUGUUGUAGGGAUUAUUUUUUUUAUUAUGAUCUUUUUAUCUCUUUGCGUCUUGUUAUGGGCAUUCUCUUGUUUAGAGUCUCGAUGCAAUAUAUUUGCUUCAUGCCCAGAUCAGUUGUUCUCAUUACUGACAAAGAGCAGUAUUGCACGCUAUGUAAAAACUCUUAAGGAAGUUAAUAUUGCGUUCACACCUUACGAGUCGCAGGUUUAUACUUUGGAUUCUCCUGAGACAUUUUCGUUAUACUACAAUGCCCAGAAACAAGGUGGUUUGACUGCAAAUCUUGAACGUAUUGCUGAGCAGAUUGCAACUGUCUGUGCUACUUUGGGGGAAUAUCCGUCUCUGAGAUACCGUGUCGAUUUUGAAAGAAAUGUUGAAUUAGCGCAUCUUGUUGGAGAAAAGCUUGAAGCAUAUAAAGCUGAUGAUCCUUCUAUGGGUGAAGGUGCGGACAAAGCACGAAGCCAACUAAUUAUAAUUGAUCGAGGAUUUGACGGCAUAACACCACUUUUACAUGAACUCACUUUACAAGCGAUGGCUCAUGACCUCCUUGAUAUUGAAAAUGAUGUUUAUAGGUACGAAACGGGAGGGAAUGACAGCGUUGAAAAGGAGGUUCUUUUGGAUGAAAAUGACGACUUGUGGGUCGAAAACAGGCAUAAGCAUAUUGCUAUUGUUUCACAGGAAGUAACGAAAGGUUUAAAGAAAUUUUCUGAAAAUAAAGCCGGAAUGAGCGCGGAUGCGAAAACAAUUAAAGACCUCUCAAUGAUGAUAAAAAAGAUGCCUCAGUAUCAGAAGGAGUUAAACAAAUUUAGCACGCACUUUCACCUGGCUGAAGAGUGCAUGAAAAAGUAUCAGAGUGGUAUUGACAAGUUGUGUAAAGUGGAGCAGGAUCUUGCAAUGCAAGUGGAUUCGGAGGGCGAGCGUGUAAAAGAUCCUAUGAAACUGAUGGCUCCAUUAUUAAUGCAUUCCUCAGUAGAAAACAGCGACCGGCUUAGAUUGAUACUAUUAUAUAUCAUUUCGAAAAAUGGCAUAACGGAAGAAAAUUUGAACAAGUUAUUGCAGCACGCAAACAUUGAUGCCGAUGAAAAAGAUACCCUAACAAAUGCGUCGUUCCUUGGCUUCAAUGUUACUAUAGAUCAGGGACGAAAACGUACAUGGACACCACAACGUCGUGAACGUGGAAAUGAGCAGGUAUAUCAAUCUUCACGUUGGGUUCCUGUUAUUAAAGACGUCAUGGAAGAUGCCAUCGAUGAUAAAUUGGAUUUGAGACAUUUUCCAUUUCUUUCUGGAAGACAGGCGAAUCCUUCUUAUAGAGCCCCUACUAGUGCCCGAUAUGGACAGUGGCAUAAGGAAAGAGGACACCAAUCUUCAUUUCGGUCAGGCCCUCGUCUAAUUAUUUUUAUAGUUGGCGGGGUUACAUUUUCUGAGAUGCGUGCAGCAUAUGAAGUUACUAAAGACAAGAAGCCGUGGGAAGUUAUCAUCGGUUCUGAUCAAAUAUUAACUCCAACUUCAUUUCUGGAAAACUUGAGGAUCUUAACGAAGGCAGUGGAUGGAUAA
Messenger RNA from Enterobius vermicularis (human pinworm), 1752 nucleotides. The record is from the annotation of a GenBank genome assembly. NCBI's taxonomy places the organism in Eukaryota, Metazoa, Nematoda, Chromadorea, Rhabditida, Oxyuridae.